This is a messenger RNA of Akanthomyces muscarius, 1134 nucleotides long. RefSeq lists its product as uncharacterized. NCBI's taxonomy places the organism in Eukaryota, Fungi, Ascomycota, Sordariomycetes, Hypocreales, Cordycipitaceae. Bases 1 to 1134 code for a protein of 377 amino acids. The transcript is spliced from 3 exons. The record is from RefSeq and is a predicted model, not a curated record.
AUGCCAAGAGGCACCUCGCUCGGCCUCAAGACGGUCCAGUGGCUCAUCCGCUCCGUCCAGCUCCUCUGCGCCGUCAUCAUCCUCGGCAUCUAUUCCUACUUUCUCGCCGCCCUGUCCAACCACAACCUCGCCACGCCGACCAACGUCCGCGCCGUCGAGGGCAUCGUGGGCAUCGCCGUCGCCUACGCGCUCCUGGGCCUCCUCCUCCUCUGCUGCCUCGCCGGCCGCACCCUGACGGCCUUUGUCGCCAUGUGCAUCGACUUUGCCCUUCUCUCCGCCUACAUCUUCGUCGCCGUGGCCAACAAGGGCGGCGCGGGGAGCUGCAGCGGCGACGAGGUCAGCACCGUCUUUGGAAAAGGCAAGGCCGACGACACGCUGAAUGCCGGCGGCGGCUUCACCAAGAUCCCGAGCUACCGCACGGCGUGCAAGCUCGAGACGGCCUGUCUGGCCAUUGCCAUUAUCGCCAUCUUCUUCUACAUCUUUUCCAUCCUUGUCGAGCUCGCCCUCGGCCGCCACCACCAGCGCGAGAAGCGCCUCGCCAACUCGCCGCCCCAGAUGCAGAUGCCCUACGCCGAGAACCCCUACAACAACUACCAGCCCGCCAUGGGCGGCGCCUACGAGCCGGAGUCGCAGCAGAGCCGUCCGACCGGCUUCCUCGGCCGCGUCUUUGGUGGCCGUCGCAGCCGCGGGCAGCAGGCCGUGCCGCAGCACGACGACCCCAACAACCUCCCCGCGCACGCCCAGCCCAUCGACAUGGCCAACAGCAACAACCGCGACUCGGAAGCUACCGCCGUCGGCCACGAGCAGCAGCCGCCGUACAACAACCCCAUUGAGGCUCCGGCGACCUACACCUACACUCAAGCCGGCAACCCGUACACCCACGCCACGGGUGACUCGUACACACAUGCUGGCGACCACUAUGGCCACGCGGGUGACGAUUACUACCAGCAACACCACAGAAACGCCGGCGCGCACAAUGCAAACACCACAUCCACGCUGCCGUACCCGGCGGAUAACCCGUACGACAGCCCGCACGAGCCGCACCGCACGGAGCCGCCGUCGCAUCUCACGAUGCCGCCUCGCUAUCCGGCCCAGAGCCAUCAUUAUGAUGACGGCAUCUAUGACCGCCCAUGA